Pan troglodytes (chimpanzee) is the source of this 2032-nucleotide messenger RNA. RefSeq names its product kaptin, actin binding protein (gene KPTN). The record is from RefSeq and is a predicted model, not a curated record. The coding region runs from base 162 to 1766 and encodes 534 amino acids. Gene Ontology annotation, biological process: actin filament organization; cellular response to amino acid starvation; negative regulation of TORC1 signaling. Gene Ontology annotation, molecular function: actin filament binding. NCBI's taxonomy places the organism in Eukaryota, Metazoa, Chordata, Mammalia, Primates, Hominidae. The transcript is spliced from 15 exons. Gene Ontology annotation, cellular component: lamellipodium; KICSTOR complex; actin cytoskeleton.
CUUCUCCCACAGCUCCAGUCCAUUGAUAAUGGCAGCAAAGACUUCUGAGACCUGAAAUUGAUUACCAUGUCUGCCCCCAUCAUGGGUGCUGGCUGAAGGAUAGUGUUACUAGGGUGGGAAGACGCCUGAAGGAAACGCACUGCUGAAGUGGCACUAGACCCAUGUGCCACUCCCUCAGCGAAUAUUCACUAAGCACCUGCUGCAUGCCAGGCCCUGGGAAUACAGCAGCACUGACGGCAUUCCCAGACUGCCCUCCAGGAACUUCUACUCUCCACAUCCAGAAAUCUGGAAUCAUCACAAAUUCCUUGCCACCUCCGUUAUCCAGUCUGCCUUUGAGAACUUUCCAUCAUCAUACAGCGAGAGGCCGUGGCCACCACCUCCCAUCUCUAGUCACAGACUCCUUAUGGCAGCCCCUUGGUCCAGAAAUGGAAAGGAGAAGAGAGCGCGGGCGCAGUGGGGCAAAGUCGCCUGGGAGGCCCGAGCAGGCGACCUGGCCGCCAUCUUGGGAGAGGGCAACGCCGGCAGCUUCCAGCAAUGUGUACGGGCUGGCAGGCGGUGCCGGCGGGCGCGGGGAGCUGCUGGCCGCCACCCUUAAAGGCAAGGUGCUCGGCUUCCGCUACCAAGACCUCCGACAGAAAAUCCGGCCAGUGGCCAAGGAGCUGCAGUUCAACUACAUUCCCGUGGAUGCGGAGAUUGUCUCCAUCGACACUUUCAACAAGUCACCCCCCAAGCGGGGUCUGGUUGUGGGGAUCACGUUCAUCAAGGAUUCAGGGGACAAGGGCAGCCCCUUCCUGAACAUUUACUGCGACUACGAGCCCGGCUCUGAGUACAACCUUGACUCUAUUGCCCAGAGCUGCCUGAACCUGGAGCUCCAGUUCACUCCGUUCCAGCUGUGCCAUGCGGAGGUCCAGGUCGGGGAUCAACUUGAGACCGUGUUUCUCUUGAGUGGGAACGACCCGGCCAUUCAUCUCUACAAGGAGAACGAGGGGCUGCAUCAGUUUGAGGAACAGCCCGUGGAAAACCUCUUCCCAGAGCUGACGAACCUGACCAGUAGCGUCCUCUGGCUGGACGUCCACAACUUCCCCGGCACGUCCCGGCGCCUCUCAGCUCUGGGCUGUCAGAGUGGUUAUGUCCGUGUCGCCCACGUGGACCAGCGGAGUCGAGAGGUUCUGCAGAUGUGGUCGGUCCUGCAGGACGGUCCCAUCUCCCGAGUGAUUGUGUUCAGCCUCUCGGCCGCCAAGGAGACCAAGGACAGGCCACCACAAGAUGAGUACAGCGUGCUCGUGGCCAGCAUGUUGGAGCCAGCAGUGGUGUAUCGGGACCUGCUGAACCGGGGUCUUGAAGACCAGCUUCUCCUGCCCGGCAGUGACCAGUUUGACAGCGUCCUCUGCGGCCUGGUCACCGAUGUGGAUUUGGAUGGGCGGCCAGAAGUCCUGGUGGCCACCUAUGGACAGGAACUGCUGUGUUAUAAGUACCGGGGCCCAGAGUCGGGGCUUCCUGAGGCCCAGCACGGGUUCCAUCUGCUGUGGCAGCGGAGCUUCUCCAGUCCCCUGCUGGCCAUGGCUCACGUGGACCUGACCGGGGAUGGGCUGCAGGAGCUUGCCGUGGUCUCCCUGAAGGGCGUGCACAUCCUGCAGCACAGCCUGAUUCAGGCCUCGGAGCUGGUCUUGACCCGGCUUCGACAUCAAGUGGAGCAGAGGAGACAUCAGCUACAAGGGUUGGAGGAUGGGGCAGGUGCAGGGCCUGCUGAGAAUGCAGCCUCUUAAGCACCCAUGCACCCACUCUUCCCAGACCUGGGGCGACUCAUGGCGUGCUCACCUCCAGCCGCUGGUGGGGGGUGUCCUGAAGGACAGGAUGCUCUCCCCAGACCUCCCCAGGGUGGUGAAGCUGUGCCCUGGGACCCCAGCUAACCCACUCCUCUCUCUGUGCCUCAAUGUCCCUAUUUGAAAGCGGGGAUGAUCCCAUUCCACCCUGUCCACUCUGGAUGAGAAUUGGCCACCUGAUGGUUAUUUAUACGUCCAGAAGAACAUCA